Messenger RNA from Ilyonectria robusta, 1191 nucleotides. RefSeq names its product cryptococcal mannosyltransferase 1-domain-containing protein. NCBI's taxonomy places the organism in Eukaryota, Fungi, Ascomycota, Sordariomycetes, Hypocreales, Nectriaceae. The transcript is spliced from 4 exons. Bases 1 to 1191 code for a protein of 396 amino acids. The record is from RefSeq and is a predicted model, not a curated record.
AUGUUGUGGCGAUUGCCUAGUCGUCUUGUUCUCCCCCUCCGAUCAGCCGCUUUGCGAUGUCUCUCUGCAUGGCGAUUCCUCAUCAUCGCCUUCGUCGACCACCGAGUGCAGGUGAAGCCCUCGAGCCCCGUUCGGGUCUAUAUUGCAAGUCUGCACUGGAACAACGAGGGGAUUUUCCGUGACUCCUGGAACAAGGCCCUUCUGGAUCUGGUGCUGGCUCUUGGCCCUAGCAAUGUAUUUGUGAGCGUUUAUGAAAAUGGCAGCAGGGAUGGUUCUAAGGCUGCCCUUCGGGAACUCGAUAACGCACUGAAUGCCGUGGGAGCAUCACGCAACAUCACACUGGACAAGACAACACACGCUGAUGAUAUUGCAUCGCCGCCUCUUGAACCAGGAAAUGGUUGGAUCAAAACUCCGCGAGGACAAAUAGAACUUCGCAGGAUUCCAUAUCUUGCCCGGUUACGAAAUAUUUCACUACAACCUCUGAGAGACAUGGCACAGCACGGGACUACUUUUGACUACGUCUUGUUUCUUAAUGACGUCGUUUUCACGGUCGCCGAUGUGCUGACGCUACUUAACACAAACAAAGGUGAAUAUGCUGCGGCGUGUUCACUGGAUUUUAGCAAGCCGCCCUCGUUCUAUGAUACGUUUGCGCUUAGAGACGCCAGUGGAAAUGAAUAUGCAUCGCAGAUGUGGCCGUACUUUCGGUCCUCUACGUCCCGAGCGGCUAUGAAACGCAGCGAGCCUGUUCCUGUUACUAGCUGCUGGAACGGUAUGGUCUUUAUGCCCGCAACAUCAUUCGUAGGCGAGAAUGCGAUUGCCUUCAGAGGUCUUGAUGACAAACUCGCUGCUCAACACCUCGAAGGCUCUGAAUGUUGCCUGGUCCAUACCGACAACCCUUCAUCGGCGAUACGUGGGGUAUACUUGAACCCCAAUGUCCGGGUUGGGUAUAACCGCCUCGCUUACGACCAAGUCAAUCCUACCGGAUCGUGGCUCACUUACACCCAGAUCUUCACUGGCCAGUGGAAUAAUAGGCUAGCGAGGUGGUUUACGACACCGUGGUUCAAGGAGUGGAGGGUCCGAAGUCUUCAGUCCGCGUGGGAGAAGCAGAAUCCUGGCCACAAGGAGGAAGGAUCGAUAUGCGUGAUCAACGAGAUGCAGGUCCUCAUCGAGAAUGGCUGGGCCCAUGUCUAA